GCAUUAUAAAGUCACUCCAGCUUCCAGAACUUGAAAAUUUUCGCAUUCUCUGGUGGCAUAAACCAGCUGGAAGCAAUAAAAUCAUUUGGUUCUCUGCUGGCAAGCUUCAUAUCUUUGUUGCACUCUUCAGAUAUUUGAGUCUUCUGACUAAAGGACAGAAAAGUGAAAGCAUUGCAGUUGAAGAAAAGUUACAGGGUCUUUGUUCCCUUCUUCCGUGCCACGCCCUUCUAUUGAAGUUGAGAUAGAAUAUUGCCCUUUCUAAACACCUAAAGACGUAAACACAUGCAUCGUAGCUGAGAUACAGAGUGCAUUCAGUUUUCUGUGAGUUCAUGGUGAAUUCGAAUAUUGUAGUUUCAUAUCAUCAUAAAUGCAAUGCUACAUUGUUUUCAAGAUGAAGAAAUUUAAAAGCAACUGAAGUGCAAGAAAAGUACUUCCUUUCUGAUCCAGAGCUUAAUGACCCUGUUCCAAUGGAUUUCUUGAGCCACAAGGAAAAAUAUGAAGAGACUGUGCGUAAAGCAUGUGUUGUAUACAAGAAACUUAAAGAAAUGCGAAAGGGCACAGGCAGCAUCGACAUAAGCAGAGAGAACAUCAUUACCUCUGUCAUUCAUUCUAUUUUGAAGGAUGGUGAUCCAUUUUCUUUAAAUAAUGUUAUGAUGAUACCAGUUAUUAUUGGGCAAGCAACACCUAGACAACAAGCCAUGUGGUUGCAGAGAACAAUUAACUAUGAGAUAAUAGGAACAUAUGCUCAGACUGAACUUGGACAUGGCACAUUCAUUAGAGGUUUGGAGACAACAGCCCAUUAUGAUCCUACAACACAGGAGUUCAUUCUCAACAGCCCAACUUUAACUUCUUACAAGUGGUGGCCGGGUGGAUUGGGGCAAACCACAAACUAUGCUAUUGUGGUGGCACAACUUUAUACACAAGGAGUCUACCGUGGUAUUCAUCUCUUCAUGGUUCAGCUCAGAAAUGAAGAGACACAUGAACCUUUGCCAGGUAUUAAAAUUGGGGAAAUUGGUACAAAACUGGGUAUGAAUAAUGUUAAUAAUGGUUUCCUUGGAUUUGAGAAUGUUCACAUUCCUCGUGAGCAUAUGUUGAUGAAAUAUUCCAAGGUGCUGGAGGAUGGAUCCUACAUCAAAUCUACAAAUGAGAAGCUGGCAUAUGGGGGUAUGACCUUUGUACGAGUGUCAAUUUUGAAGGUUGUAUCUACUCUGCUGGCAAAAGCAUGCACCAUAGCAAUACGUUACAGUGCUGUGCGGAGACAAUCUGAAAUGAAACCAGGGGAACCAGAGCCACAGAUUCUUGAUUACAGGACACAACAGUACAAGCUGUUUCCUUACCUGGCAGCUUCGUUUGCUCUGAAGUUUACAGGGAAGUGGUUGUUGAAUAUAUGCACUGAAGUAUUUUCGGAACUUGAGGAAGGAAAGCUGGAGAGAUUGCCAGAGCUGCAUGCCUUGUCGUGCUGCUUGAAGGCUGUCUGCACCACUGAAGCUGCACAAGGCGCGGAAACAUGUCGCCUGGCUUGUGGUGGACAUGGUUAUAUGAUGUGCAGCAACCUGCCUUCCCUCUAUGGGCUCAUCACAGCAGCAUGCACGUAUGAGGGAGAGAACACGGUUCUGCUUCUUCAAACUGCCCGAUAUCUCAUGAAGGCAUGGCAACAGGCUGUAGGAGGCAUGGCUAUGACCCCUACUGUGGCAUACCUCAAGCAGGCAGUCUCUGGAAGUAAUGGUACACCAUGCUGGGAGGGCUCAACAGCAUGCAUAGUCAGUGCUUUCCAGCAGGUGGCAGCAAGAAAAGUAAAGCAUAGUGCAGACAUUAUGGGUCAGAGGAUCCAAGAGGGUGUUUCACCUGAAGAUGCAUGGAAUAUGACAUCUGUAGAGCUUGUACAGUGUGCAGAGGCUCAUGGCCGUGCCAUUCUUGUGGAGAGAUUUGUUGCCGCUGUGGCAGAGCUGAAUGUUUCUGUUGCUCUGAAGACUGUACUGGCCCAGCUAAGGGACCUGUAUACCAUCUACACCCUCCUCCGCAACUCAGGAGACUUCCUUAUGUACACAGAGAUGACUCCAUUGGACUACUGUAAUCUGCAGAACCGUAUGGAGACACUGCUGUCUGAGCUGAGACCCAAUGCUGUUGGAAUUGUGGACGGUUUUGAUUUCCAUGAUGACAUUAUUGCAUCAACUCUUGGUUCUUGGGAUGGACAGGUGUAUGAUAGACUGUUUGCAGCAGCUUCCAAGAGUCCUUUGAAUCAGGACACUGUUAAUGAAUCAUUUCAUAAAUACCUGAAACCCAUGCUCAAAUCCGGCUUGUGACAUUUUGAUUCAAAUUCUGUACCUGACAGAUUCCCUGUAAGAUGUUAAAAAUGAAAACUUAGAAGACAACUCAUAAUAUUGUAACUAGCUACACCCAUUCAGUGAUCAGAGAGUCCCUGAGAAACUUAAAGUUCAGUACUGCAUUUGCAGGAGCUAACAACUGGUUCCUCAGUGGUCAGUCUUAAGUUCUUCUCAUAAUGUGAACAUUAAGAAGAGUUAAUUAUGCUAUGAAUCCAUCAGUCAUUUAAUGAUAGUUUCACCUUACUCAUUGCUUGAUUUUUAGAUUACUGAAAUAUAAUGACAGUGUUUUAUAUUGAGUUAGGUGGGAAGACAGAUUUGAUGGUGAGUAGGCAAGUGUUUGAGAGGCUAUUUGAAUAUACUUAUCAAGCAUUUACCCAGAAAGAUUGAGGAAAACCAUAAAUAGAGUCUGUCAUGGAAUUCAGCAAGCUGGCCAAGAUUCAAACCAUGUAUCCUCUGAAUGCAUAUCUCAUGUCACUGCUACACUAAUCUUUUUUGUUGUACCAUGGUUAAUAAGGGCUUGUUACAACCUUUAUGGUAUGCAUCCUGUUUUAUGUUAUUUAAGAUACCACCAACAAUGAAUAAAAACAAAUGUUGACACAGUA
Molecule: messenger RNA, 2926 nt
Organism: Cryptotermes secundus
Lineage: Eukaryota; Metazoa; Arthropoda; Insecta; Blattodea; Kalotermitidae
Product: probable peroxisomal acyl-coenzyme A oxidase 1
Exons: 12
Coding region: 468-2303 (611 amino acids)
Biological process (GO): fatty acid beta-oxidation using acyl-CoA oxidase; lipid homeostasis
Cellular component (GO): peroxisome
Molecular function (GO): acyl-CoA oxidase activity; FAD binding; fatty acid binding
Source: RefSeq, a predicted model, not a curated record